GACGAAACAUAUCCCCAACUUUCUUUUCUCCCUAAUCUAGUGCAGAAUUGAGUUAGUAAAAUUUCGACUAUUUUAAUUUGAACUCAUGAACUCUACGGUGUAAAUUUUACGAACAAUCGUUAAUGAAAAGUAGAAACUUGAGAGUAGAAAGAUGGAAGUUAAAGCAAGUGGAGUGGUUUUCUAAGGCUCACAACCAGCCAGGAGACCUUAUCUUGUAGUGCAUCUGUGAACUAGCAGCUUGGUUCUCUUUCAGCUCCUUCCAACUCUGUUCAAUCUCUCAAAUGGCUUCCAAUCUUCUCAGACUUCAUACAAAAACCAUCACAACACCAAACCCAGCAUCCCCAUUUUCACACACCAAAACCCUUUCCUCCUCUUCUCUUCCAUUUCCCUCAACUUUCCUCAACAAAACCAAAACCCUCUCUCUAUCCCCACUCUGCUCCCUCACCCCACCAAACUCAAAAGAAGCAGCCAUCCAGCAAGCCAAGACAUGUCUCACAACCACCUUAGAGAAGCCCCUCAACAACCUCAGACUCACCAGCAAGCUCAAGAAGCUCAAACAACCCCGGUUUCGUAUCGAAAUCCCGGUCGCUGACGACUCCCCGGAGUCCCUAUCCCAGCUCGCCCUCCACUUCUUCAAAGACCUCCCCAUCAAAAGAAAAGGCUCCCCAGUCAACAUCCUAGUUCUAUGGCCCGACAUUACCUCCGCAGAAUCCGCAGUCAAAGCCUUCAUGUCCUCCCCGGCAAGCCCAGUUGAGCAUUUGGACAUUCCCUCAGUCGCCAACGGUAAUACCAGAAUUUCAAACACAGCUGACGUGGCAGUGUUUUUAGCGCCAGAACCGUCCCAAGUGGCGGUUAUGAAAACCGUUGCGGAGUUGCUGUACCCGAGGCCGGUGGUUAUGUUCAACCCAAAGUGGGGGUUUGAGGAAGAAGCAGAGUUUGGUGAGCUGAGUGGGUUUGUGGGUUCGUUUGAGGUGAUCUUUUCGUUUAUGGGUUUGGAAGUGAAGGGGCUUUUGAGUAAGAGAAAUGGUGUGGUUUUCAAGUGUGUGAGAAAUGGAGUUGUGAGUGGUGAGAAGUGGGCUGUUCUUGUUGAGGAAGAGCAAGGGGAGUUGAAGCUGGUUUCGGCGUUUAAGACUAGGCCUUCCAUUUCUGAAGUUGAGUAUGUUUUGUAUAAUUUGAUGGCCAUGAAUUCGACUGUAACGAAAUCCGUCAAGUUCUUUAGGGAUUUGGUGUCAAAUGUAACAGGAAAGAAGUAA
This is a messenger RNA of Fragaria vesca subsp. vesca, 1253 nucleotides long. RefSeq lists its product as uncharacterized. Lineage: Eukaryota; Viridiplantae; Streptophyta; Magnoliopsida; Rosales; Rosaceae. Gene Ontology annotation, cellular component: chloroplast. The coding region runs from base 282 to 1253 and encodes 323 amino acids. The transcript has a single exon. The record is from RefSeq and is a predicted model, not a curated record.